AUGGCCUCCGUCCCUGCUGCCCCCUCCGUACCUCUGACUCCAGCGGAGAGAGCUCUGAGGGACUCACUAUUGCCUCAGGAGUUCCGAGAUGUUCACUUGUACGCAUUCACUCGGAAGACAAUCUUCUCGGACGGCUCCAGCCGGAUCGAUCACCCGUUACCCAUCUUUGCCGUAGGGUCCAUCCUGAAGGAUACGGACCAUUUCUCGAAACUCCUAACCUCUGGUUUCGCCGAGGCUAGCACUGAUGGGCAGAACCCAAUUCGACAGUAUGCUCACGAAUCGGAGUAUGACUAUGAUUCCGACAGCGAUCUCGACGAGUUUGAGGAAGUCGAAGAUGUGCGAACCCCUGUAGCCUCUCUGUCUUCUAAGGGCAAGGUCAAAGAAGAGAAUGUGAACGAGCCGGAGAGUCCCAUGAGAAUGGAGGGCGGUAGAAACGAGAAAUCCCAUCGGGUUUUCAUUCCCAACAUAGCCCACCGCACCCUGAAAGCUUGCAUCUUCUACUUGUACACCGACAAGAUCAACUUUCUUCCUCUCCGCUCGAAAGGAUCGGCACAGAGACGCCUUGCUUUUUUGACCACAGCCGGUACUCUUGCUCCUCCAUGCUCUCCGAAAUCUAUGUAUCGCCUAGCCGAAGCGUACGGCAUAUCGAAGCUGCAGGACCUUGCGUACGACGCAAUAGUCUCCCAGCUUGGUCCGCAGAACAUCGUGACAGAGGCCUUCUCGAGCUUCUUUGCAAGAUAUGAUCGCCUGCGGGAGCACGCCGUCUCCUACCUAUCUCAGGUUUACUCCGAUCCCGCAGUCCAAGAAGCUCUUCCAGAUUUUGUUGAUAGAAUCGCGCUGGGAUGUCUCCCGCACGCCAGUGGGGUCCUCCGGUCCCUUCUCGGCCUACGCGUCACGCUGGCGCCUCCAUCGAGAACUACUCAGCCCAUCCGGAACAUCCAAUCGGAACAAGGUGUGCACGGCUGA
Dichomitus squalens LYAD-421 SS1 is the source of this 966-nucleotide messenger RNA. RefSeq lists its product as uncharacterized. NCBI's taxonomy places the organism in Eukaryota, Fungi, Basidiomycota, Agaricomycetes, Polyporales, Polyporaceae. The transcript is spliced from 5 exons. The record is from RefSeq and is a predicted model, not a curated record. The coding region runs from base 1 to 966 and encodes 321 amino acids.